ACCAUCUCAAGUUGCAUAAAAAAUGUACAUUCUUUCAACUGGACCGAUCAAUUCCCCUUUAGGAAAUAGCCACGGAUCAAUCUCAUCCGCUCAAGGGCGUCGUCUUUCGUCGCAAAAUCGCAGUAACGAGAAUGGUUCAUGGAUAUGGAAGAAUGUGAGACAAGAAAUUCCACCCCAUGUGGAUAAUCGUCGUAUUUUCAGAAAAGAUGCAAGAGGAGGUAAAUUGAAGUUUAAUGUAUGUUCCGGAAAUAUUGAUAGCUUCGAGUUGCAACCAAUCAACAAGAUAAGAUAUGGGCUAGAAACGCCAUGGUAUGCGAGACUUCCUCGCCUGGAUGCUCGAUUCUUUAUCGAGCAUUACAAUGCAGAUGAAGUACUGAUCGGCUAUUCAAUUUACAAGCUAAAUGACAUAAAAAAGAACACCUAUCUCGAACUUGCAAAAUCAGAUUACAACACAUGUCAAGAACAACAUCAAAUAGAAUGGAACCAUUUACAAAAAUGGUAUGAAGAUUGCAACCUUGAGGAGUUCGGGAUAAGCAGAAAGAACAUUCUAGAAGCCCAUUUUUUCGUGGUCGCGAGCAUAUCUGAGGCGGAGAGAUCGGGAGAGAGACUAGCUUGGGUUAAAUCUCAAAUUCUAGCUGAAAUUCUUUCAACUUAUUACUUCAUUAAGCAACGUGAUCAGUUUAAGGAUCAGGACACUGAAUUUUCUACAGCAUUCAGCACCAAAAUCCAUGUUAAAGGAAAAGGUUACAAGAAUGUACAACGGAUUAUAACCAUACUCUUUGAAGCCCUAACACAAAUGAAGGAAAUUGCUCGAAAUGCACAAGAAGGAAUCGAUGGAGAUGUUAGCGACGACCUACUGCAUGAGGCGUGGGGAGGAUGGUUAAAGAAGCUUGGUGAAGGAACAGGAGAAGAAAUUCCAGAAGUAGAAGUGAUAGUAAGGACUAUAAAUGUUUGUGGUGGCCAUAUUCUCUCCAAAGAGGUUUUAUCUCACCAUGAAUACGAGACUCUCUCCCAACUCACUAAUCAACUUUGCCACCACCUUCUCAAGCUUGAAAAUCACAAGACUAUUGACGAGGAAAUCAAAAAGGAAAUGGAGCUACUGGUGCAAUUAGUGAUGCAGGACUCAUCCAACGGCAUAAGUAAAGCCACGAAACAAAUGUUUUUGAUGGUCGCAAAAACAUUUUAUCACAAGGCUUAUUUUUCUGCUCAAGAAAUUGAACACCACAUAUCAAGAAUACUGUUCGAGCAGGUUGUGUAAUUGGCUCUAAAUUCAAGCCAAACUAGCUUUAAAUAAUAAAUUGAAUAAU
Molecule: messenger RNA, 1307 nt
Organism: Salvia hispanica
Lineage: Eukaryota; Viridiplantae; Streptophyta; Magnoliopsida; Lamiales; Lamiaceae
Product: probably inactive copalyl diphosphate synthase 3-like
Biological process (GO): gibberellin biosynthetic process
Cellular component (GO): chloroplast
Molecular function (GO): terpene synthase activity; magnesium ion binding
Source: RefSeq, a predicted model, not a curated record